Molecule: messenger RNA, 912 nt
Organism: Aphanomyces astaci
Lineage: Eukaryota; Oomycota; Saprolegniomycetes; Saprolegniales; Verrucalvaceae
Exons: 2
Coding region: 1-912 (303 amino acids)
Source: RefSeq, a predicted model, not a curated record
AUGCAAGGGCAAUUCAGGUCCGUGACCCAGGAACAUGUCCUGGUGAACGAAGCCCCGAAAUAUCUGGAAAAAGGAAGGAGUGCGAACGAACGCCUACGGCCCGACGAGAAGAAGCGCGAGCUCUUGUGGACGCUAACAGUGCUCUGCUCCGGGACGAGGAAGUUCGUCUACGACAAGAGAAGGCGGCUCAUGAAUCAAACAUUCAUCGGGCUUACGAGGAAUUGGAACGUCAAUGGACCCAAAUACAAGUGGAACGGAGUGUAUUGGUUGGACCUACAACAACAAGCCCAUCGCUUAAGAAACUUUUUCCCGGAAGCUCUCAGUGUAACGUCGGUACCGUCCUGCAAGAGCUCUCCCUCAACAUGCUCCACGGUCCACACAGACGCUCAUAUACCCGCCCCGGGAUCUUAUCCAUCCACACCACGAACGUCGGACUUGCCCAGUUUCAUGCAACGUACAGAAAUCGUAACGGAGUCGGCUGCGCCAGGAGUACCGCCUUCGUUUCUCGUCCAGGAGUCCGCGCAUCAGCCAUUUAUGCCUCUGGGCGCACCUCAGUCUCAGCCCUACCGGGGGCCCGUACAGUUUUCGGUAUCCGAAGAGUACUAUCGUGCGAGCGGAGGCGGUGGACACGGGUACUCACCGGGGCCUCCGGAAAGUUGCGGCUCGGGAGGUGGUGGCUCUGGUGGUAGCUCUGGUGGCGGCUCGGAACAUCCGUCCGGGGAAGCCCACAUUCCAAUAGAGCGUGCCCCUGACAACGGCAGCGAGUGCAAUACCAGUCCUUCCGGGAACACUCCUCGCGGGGGUGGCCUCUUGUUUUGCAUCUCCCGCAGAUCACUUCGCCUGAUUUCGUUUCAUCAUCCGGGUCUUCGCAAAUCAGCGUUUUUCCCGAAGUGGGAAACUUGGCCAUUUUAG